UCCCUCCAGCCGGCCGGAGGCCAAGCUCAGAAACGAGAGGCGACGGGCCAAAUCUCCGCCCCAUGACGCUGGGAUGAUUUGAAGAAGAGUCGGAUGGGGCACCAGGGCGUGGAAUGAAGCAAUAAGAGGUUAAAUUGAUGGAAAACCAACAAGGGAAGGAUUCUGCCUCAGACCACGGAGAAACUCUGCUGAUUAAUGGGGUGAAAGACCACGACGCCGAGGCCCAGGACGCGGCCGUGAAGCCGGCGGCCGCCCCGGAGGCCGUGGCUCCGUCCUCGGCCCCGAAGGAGACCCCCGGGGGGCCGCGGGGCCUCCUGCCCCUGACCUCCAAGAAGCCCUGCUUCCUGAGCCCGCCGUCGCCGCUGCGGCUGCCCGAUGCCCCCCCGGAGCCCGCCUCUGGCGACGCCUCGGCCCACGCCAUCUCCCUGACUUCCUGCGCGACCAAAGGGCUGAGCUCGUGGUCGCUGCCGGGAGACGGCGAGAGGACCCUGUUCGCCAUCAUGGAGCCGGGGGGCCUGUCGGCCCUGACGGGCGACUGCCUGAUCCAGCCCAGCCGGACCUGCCUGGGCUGCUUCAUCGAGGCCAAGGACGGGCUGGACGCCGAGCCGGGCAUCAGCCUGAAGGCGGGCGAGGGCCACCGGGACGAGGAUCCCUGCUCGGGGUCCGACCUGGGCCUCCCGAGCCUGAACCCCGCCGAGGGCAUCCGGUUCGGGGACCAGCUCCUCUCGGACCAGCUCCUGGGCUUCCCGCCGCCCAGGCCCCGGGCCGGAGAGCGGCGGGACGCGGACAGGUCGGACAGCGACUCCGAGGACCCCGCCCCGAGGAACUACUACGAGGGUCUGCUCCUGGACAGGUGCCCCGGGGAGGAGACCCUGCUCCCGAACCCCAGCCAAGAGUGGGGCUACUUCGAAUCCUUCAUCAGCGAGAGCAAGAUCGAGCUGCUCGACCUCUGCUCCAAGAACGAGCUGUCCGUCAACCUGUUCUCCGAGGAGGACGUGGACAACUACAUGUUCGACGACGACGACUCGACGCUGGGCAGUGAUGUCUGCUCCCUGAAGAUCCGCUACGAGUCCUUCCAGGACGGGCUCCGGGAGAAGACCGGCGGCCCCGGGGGCGGCCUGCAGGAGGACGCCCAGUUCAACUUCUUCCCGGGCGUCUUCGCCGCUGCCACUGCCUGCCCCAAGCGAGAGCUCAAGGCCGGAGGGCUGAGGCGGGGCGGGGACGAGCCCCCCCGGUUCAAGGCGCCCGGCGAGAGCAUCCUCUGGGGGGAGGAGGAGGAGGAACUGGACGGCGGGGCCGAGCCGGCGCCGUUUGUCGGGUCGGCGCAGAGCCCCUUCCUGGACUCGCCGGAUUACCUGGGGGAGUUCAGCGACGACAGCUCGGGCACCGACGCCUCCUUCGACGCCCUGCCGGGCGUCCGGGGCCACGCCGGCUUCCUGGCCCCCGACCCGCUCUGCGGCUCCGCCUCGUCCUCCUCCUCUUCGCCCUCCUUCUCCUCCUCCUCCUCCUCGUCCUCCAUCCAGCAGCAGAACUACGGCCUGCGGGUCAAGCGCAAGGUCCGCUACAGCGACGACUACCUGUACGACGUGGACUCGAUCGAGAGCGAGAAGGCGCCCGAGAAAAAGGAGUGGGCCCCGGGGGGCCCCAAGGAGGAGGACGACGACGAGUGGUGCCCGAAGAAGCGGCGGAAAGCCUCCCGCAAGGAGCCGCCCGUCAUCAUCAAGUACAUCAUCAUCAACCGCUUCAAGGGCGAGAAGCACAUGCUCGUCAAGCUGGGCAAGGUGGACGCCGGCGAGGCCACCGUCACCCUGAGCGACGCCCGGCUCGGCCAGUAUGCCAGGCUGGCCCCCCUCAAGGCCUUCUGGCAGGAGCAGCGCCGCGGCGGCCUGACGGACCCGGACCGGGCCUCGCCGGGCCUCGGGCCCGGUGCCUGCCCAAAUGGCGCCCUGGCCCCCUUCCCGCCCCACCCCCGCAAGCGGAAGUGCUCCCUGGCCCACCGGCAUCGGAUCCAGCGCAUCCAGGCCGUGGAGCAGGCCGUGGGCCGUCCCGGCUCCUCGGGCUACGACCAGAAGCCGGGGGGUGGCGGCGGGAGCCGGGACGAGGCCGGCCUGCGGGGCGUCCUGCAGGCGCUGGCCCUGGCACCCCCGUCCGGCUACGCCAACGGCCUCCACCCUGGGGGCCCGGGGAAGUGCCGCGCCCACGAGGGCCCGGGCCCGGAGAGGAAGGUGCUGAGGCGGAUCAAGUUCAAAAGCGAAGCCCGGUUGAAGUGCAAGAAGGCCAAGGCCCGCCGGCCGGAAGCGGGCCGGCCCGGCCUGGUCGCGCCCGUCGCCUCCCCCGCCGCCUCGGACCGAGACGCGGGCUCCGGGCCCCGGGACGAGGAGGGUGGGCCCUCCCGAGGCCCGGCGGAGGAACCCGGCCCGAAGCCCUCCUUCCCGCCGGCUGCCCGCUCGCCCGGGCCGCCCCCACCCGCGGCCGGCCUCCCCACCGGCAUGCCCGUCAUCCCCGGGGGCUACCUGCAGACGCUGCUGGAUGCCUCCGACCUGUCGGGCAACUCCGGCAUCUCCUAUUUCGCCUCUUCCCCGGCCGGUCCCCCUCGGGCCGGCGACCUCGUGCCCCCGGAGAAGCCGUUUGCCGCCGCCGCUGCCGCACCCCCGCCAGCCCAGAGCUGCGUCCUCUCCCCGCCCUCCGAGUCGGAGCUGCAGGAGUCGCCCCGCCACCUCGAGCUCGAGGCCCUGUGGCCCGGCAAAGCCGCCGCCGCCACCCCCGGGGGUCCGCCGGAUUUCGGGGCGGAGGCCGCCCCGGCCCUCUCGAACGAGUUCGGGAGCCCUGCGGCGGGCGCGCCCGGAGACGGCCUCGCACCCUCCGCCUUCGGCCCUGGCAAGUAUCCGCAGGACGGCCAGCUGCCACCCGACGCGGCCUACCCCCCUUGCCCUUUCAACCGGGCCGAGGGCUGCUUCCCCUUCCAGCGGGGCCCGCUCGGCGCAGACGGCCGGGGCCCGCUUGUCGGCUUCGACUCGGUGGGCCCCUUGGCCGUCGGCCCGGCCGGCUACGGCUCCCUGAGCCUCAAGCCGCCCUGCGAGAAGGACGGGGAGGACGAGAUGGGGGAUGACUUUCUGGCCCACUGCAGCCCCAAGCUGGUCAUCCAGCAGAGCCUGGACGAGAUCGCCCCGCUGAAAGAGUCCUCCGACCUGCUGGACAUCUCCAACUUCACCCCCGACAAGUUCCGCCACUCGUCGCUCUCCGAGAUGUCCCCGCCGGACACGCCCAGCCUCUCCCCGCAGGCGGCCGGGGCCGAGGGCGCCAAGGCGCUCGGGACCUUGAAGGGGUUCCAGGAAGGGGCCCCGGGCCCCCCGGGCGGCGACAAGGCCAAGUGGGACCGCGGCCCUCCGGCCCCAGGCCAGGCGGAGGACGGCUUCGCUCAGCGGCCCCAGUUCCAGUUCCACAUGUUCAACGACGAGGACUCGGUUGGCCCGUCGCCCGCCUUCGGCGAGCCGCCGGGGCCCCAAGGCGCCAGUGGAAAGGGGUCCCGGUCCCGGAAGAAGAACUCGCCUGGUAACAAGGCCGGGGCCGCCGCCGCCGCCGCCACCUCCUCUUCCUCCCCGCCGUCCUCCGGCCCUGCCGUCUCCCCGCCAAAAAGCGCCAGGAAAAAGUCGCCCAGGGCCGCCGCGGGCAAGGGGGCCGAGAAGCCGCCGGGGAAGGCGGGCCGCCAGCCAUCCAAGGGCACCAGGAAGGGCAAGGGGGCGGCCGGGGCCCAGGGCGAGAGAGGCCUGGCUGGCGGCGGGCGCGGGGCGGCUCCUCUUCCCGCCACGGGGAAGGCACCGGCGGGCGAGGGCGCCCGGUCCGGGGCCUCGGCGGCCCCCGCCAAACGAGCUGGUCCCGGCAGGCCGGCCGGGGAGUGGGAGCCGGGGAGGGACGGGGGCGGGGGCUGGACCGCCCCCGGCCUGGGCCGCCCCGGCGGCCUCAUGGAUGACGACCAGCGCGAGUUCGAGGAGCCCUCGAACAUCCUGUCCAACAUCGCCUCCGGCAUGGCCGACGUCCAGCGCUUCAUGAUGGCCUCCCUGGAGCCCCUGUGGGGACCGGUGGGUCUCCACGGGGUCCCGGACAUCUUCCGCUCCCCCGACUCCAACAGCCUGAAACUGAAAACCCUCAAGAUCUUGGCGGGGACGCCCCAGGAGGCCAAGAGAAAGGCCAGCGGCGGGGCCCCGGGGGCCGCCAAGAACCACCGGGCGACCAAGGGCUCGGCGCGAAGCAACGGGAAGGCGGCGGCCGGCGACCCCGGCCGGGCCGGCGGACCCGGCUUCAGCCCGGACUGCCACGUGCCCUUCUUCGACAAGAACUAUAGCCACCUGAGCACUUUAGGCAAUAAGGAACCGACGCACAAAAAGUUGUAUCGUCACAAAUCCAGUGCCAAGGCCCUGCGGGACGAGAACUGUAAGGGGAAGCGAACGGAGCGGGAACAGACACACAAGGAGGCCGCCGGGACGGCUUCUUUUGAGAAACUGAGGGAAUCAGACGACCAGCUUCUUAAGGCAGGAACCGCCUGCGGGGUCUUACCUGUGUUUGAAGAAGAGGCGCGCUCUUUUCUAGAAAGACGUUCGAUGUUUCUGUUUCUUGUUUCUUUGGAAAUAUGCCUUGUGGUACGUUGACAUGUAAGUGCUGAAAUCAAGAGUUUGAAAUUGUGGGAAUCAUUAUCUGAAAGCGAACCCAACCUGGUAUUCUCUGUGAAAGGCUGUUUUUUAAAGUCAUACUGUUGUACAGUAGUUUAUGCACUAUUACCCCCCGGGAGAAAAAACAAAAACAAAAAAUUUGUGCCAAACUAUGAA
This is a messenger RNA of Tachyglossus aculeatus (Australian echidna), 4823 nucleotides long. It is a transcript of the gene NEXMIF, whose product is annotated as neurite extension and migration factor. Gene Ontology annotation, cellular component: nucleus. The record is from RefSeq and is a predicted model, not a curated record. Lineage: Eukaryota; Metazoa; Chordata; Mammalia; Monotremata; Tachyglossidae. Gene Ontology annotation, biological process: negative regulation of cell-cell adhesion mediated by cadherin; negative regulation of neuron migration; negative regulation of cell-matrix adhesion.